CUGAUAACAGCUGGCGAAAAAUAAAUUGCCAAGUGAAGAGAUCCAAUCUAAUUACUUUUCUUAAAGCGGAACAGGAAGUAGACAAAAUGUGUAAAUACUCUGAAACAGAAACAGACGCUGAUGAGCAAGAUUUAAAUUAUGUGACAGACAAUAGAGAUAUAACGUUCGAGGAAAUUGUUCGAGAUUGCAUUGAGCGCGAUAGUAUUUCUCCAGGAGCAUUGACUAACAUAGUCGAAGCAUCAUCAUCAGAGAGGCAAGAAAAUGAUGUACUAUGUCAAAUUGAUGAAACAAGCCCUUUAGAAAACGCACCAAUAGAAAUUCAUAUUGAUUCCAACGUUCAACAAAAUGUGUCUCAGCCUGACAAAGCAAGAAACUUAGGAAACUCACUAAUAUUAAUUCAACCUCAAGCUACCAAUACUGAUUCCAAUGCUCAGCAGAAUACGACUACCGAAGUACAAAUUGAUAACGCCUCUUUAACUUUGAUGGUUCUGGGAAAGAUAGAAACGUUGCAAGAAAAUUACAAAACUCUCAACGAGAAAGUAACAGAAAAUAUCAAAGCCCAACAAGAUGACAGAAAAUUUAUAAGUGAAAGCAUACAGUCCAUUAUGGCCGCUAUAUCCAAUAUUAGCGUUCAGUUUGAACAUGUAAUGAAACAGUUUAGCAGUGCAGAAAAUAAAAAGCAAAAAGUAACCAUACAGAAUAUUGCAAGUGAAAACGAUCUUAACAAUUUUGAAAAAGAGUUGGAAAAUCCGGAUACAGAAGUAGAAUGGAAGAAAAAGUUUUUGAUUAUUUGCGGGAAAGGAAAAGGUCGGGGGAUAAAUAACGCAUAUGCAUUGUCUGAUUCAAUGUUCACUAGAAGCUUUUUAAACCAGUGCAGCUGGGCUGGAGGAUCUCGAACGCCUGAACAAAAGAUUUGCUUCAAAAGCCACACUAAAAUCAUAAAUUUCUUUUUUGAUAUUGUUCAUGAGUCAGAUAGUUCAUUUACCGUAAUAGAAUGCCACCAAUUCUUCAAAACCAUUCUGAAAAACUCACGCUCACGCAAAGAAAGCAAACAAGAAAGAACAUCUAGAACAAAGAAUCGACCAAAAAUAAAAGCAAACCGCAAGAACUUGUGUAACCGAAAACAGACAUAUUUACCCAUUACCGGAACAUCUGCACAAGAGAAUCGCUCAGAGGCCUCUUCACCAGUUGCUGGUACGUCUGCCUCUGGUCCAAAAAACUGCUCAGAGGUAUCAGUUAUUGGAAAGUCUGUCCUAGAAAACAACGACCAGAUGUCAUCUGCAUCUGUCGCAAAAAUACAUACUGAGAUUACUGAGUCACUUGAAACAUCUGUUUAA
Cydia fagiglandana is the source of this 1337-nucleotide messenger RNA. RefSeq lists its product as uncharacterized. The transcript has 2 exons. The record is from RefSeq and is a predicted model, not a curated record. The coding region runs from base 87 to 1337 and encodes 416 amino acids. NCBI's taxonomy places the organism in Eukaryota, Metazoa, Arthropoda, Insecta, Lepidoptera, Tortricidae.